AUGUCCUGUUUCAUGCUUCCAAAAAAAUUCAGCGAUCAUCUUAACUUCUACACCCGUAACUUUCGGUGGGGCGGCGACCCGGAGUAUAGAGGCAUCCACUGGGCGAGUUGGGCCAAACUCUCUCUCACCAAGUCUCAUGGGGGUAUGGGCUUUCGGGACUUUAGAGCUUUCAACCUUGCCCUUCUCGCUAAACAAGCUUGGCGGUUGUUUAAAUUUCCCAACUCCCUUUGUGCCCAACUUCUAAAGGGAAUUUAUUUUCCAUCUUCGGAUUUUCUUUCAGCUGGAAGGGGCAGAAGGGCAUCUUGGGCAUGGUCGAGCAUUCUCCAAGGGAGGGAUCUCCUUCGUAAAGGCCUUCGGUGGCAAGUUGGUAAUGAUCAGUCCAUUAAUUUUUGGGAGGACCGUUGGAUUCCUUCUUCUUCAAAUUUUAAACCGGUCAGUUUGAAACCAGAUGGCUGCCAAGUUCAGUGGGUUGGGGAUGUAAUCAAUUCGACCCAUGCUGUGUGGGACAGAGACAAACUUCUGGGGAUUAUCAAUCACAAGGAUGUUAGUAAUAUCUCAGUCAUACCUGUCUCAUCUGAGGGUCAAGCGGAUACUUUGAUCUAG
This is a messenger RNA of Camellia sinensis, 603 nucleotides long. Lineage: Eukaryota; Viridiplantae; Streptophyta; Magnoliopsida; Ericales; Theaceae. The record is from RefSeq and is a predicted model, not a curated record.